UUCAUUUUUUUGGGCAUGUGAGAGGGAGAGAGAGAGAGCAGCAGAGGGAGGGAACUCUUCUCCCGUUUCCAGCCGUUCAAAGAGCCCCCAAGGAAGCAGUACCAACUUCAGAAAUAUGCUGAGGAGGAUCUGGAGUUGGGCUUCUUGUGAGAGUGAAGUUGUGCAGCAAAAUCUGGGAGAAGAAGUGGAGAAAUAUUGAAGAUGCAAAGAAAGCCUUCAAGAGAAAUGGCCUCUGUUUCAGGAACAAAAAGAAUCAAAACCACAGCAACAAAGAGGCAGAAGCAAAAGAAGCAUUCCAAACCUCAAACCUUCCUCUCUCAGAGACACAAGAAAAAUUUUGAGGAGUCUCAAAACAGACGGCUCCUUAUGGAAAGAGUAGUAGAACAGCUACCUCGGGAGGAACCACAAUUUGCCCAAGAGGUGUGGCGUCGACAUUGGAGCAAUCUUAUCUCAUUCCCUGAACCGGCUAAUAUUGAUGUAGUCCGGGAAUUCUAUGCCAAUGCUCGCAGCUAUUUAGACGAACCACAAUCGUUCACAAGUUAUGUGCGAGGGAGGCCUGUAGCUUUUGAUGCAAAUACCAUCAACUCUUUCUUGAACACUCAGUGGCCAGGGGGAAAUUCAACAUGUCAUUACUCAGACGCAAACAGAUCAAAUUUUGCAGGGAUAGACUAUGAGGAGGUUGAGAGGACCUUGUGCCUCCCCAGAGGACACUUUCAUAGAAACAGACAGGGACAACCAUUGCAUAUCAAGCGUUCCUUUCUUACACCUCUCUCCAAAUAUUGGAUGGCAUUCAUUCAUGCCAACAUAUCUCCGUGCUCCCAUAUGUCUGACCUCAAUGUAAGUAGAGCACUCCUCCUUUUCCUUAUAUUGCAGGGUAAGCCAAUCAAUGUGGGAAACAUUAUUGCACACGAGAUCAAUGACUGUGCCAAUACUGCCCUGAGCAACACUCCACUAGGUCACCCAUCUCUGAUCACUCACCUAUGUGAGAUUGCUGGGGUUGAUACUUCACUGCCUCCAUUUGAGAAACCAAGGAAAACCAUUGAUCGAUCCUAUUACCUGCAAUACUGCUUAAUUGAUGAGGACGGUCAGAACAUCCCUGCACCCCAGCCACCACGAAGGCAUAGGAGAAAUCAGCCUGACCCACCUGCACAGCCUGAAGAAGACGGCCCACAAAACCCCUUCAAUAUGGCCGACCUCAAUGCUAAGCUGGAAGCACUACACAGGAUGGGCCUUGCUCACGCAGACAUGAUGCGUCAGGUCUACGCCUCCUCUCACCCAGGUUUCAUGACUUCUGAGGAGUAUGCUGCAAGAGUAGCUUGGCCUGGGGACCAGACCUCUACUGAUGGGGGAGCUGGAACAUCUUCUGGAGCUCAAGCAAUGGAAGAAUCUGAAGAGGAAGAGGAGGAGGAACAAUCUGAAGAGGAAGAGGAGGAGGAGCAAUCUGAAGAAGAAGAAGAAGUGGAGGACACUGAGAGUGAUUCUUGAGGAGACAGAUGAGACAAUGAG
Molecule: messenger RNA, 1506 nt
Organism: Vigna angularis (adzuki bean)
Lineage: Eukaryota; Viridiplantae; Streptophyta; Magnoliopsida; Fabales; Fabaceae
Exons: 2
Coding region: 202-1485 (427 amino acids)
Source: RefSeq, a predicted model, not a curated record